UCAGUCCAGUUUUGUAUUGUCGUUGAUUGCUAGAUUCUAGAAAAAUAAGUACAAUAUUUCAUAAUUGUGAUUAAUUUAGUUUUUAGUUCGACUAAAGUCAGAGUGUACCUACUGGGAAGGAGUGUCGCCAUAUACAAAAAAAAGUAGCUCGAAAGUUUAUCAUCAAGAAAAACUAAGAGAAAAACAGACUACCACAACAAUCAAAAUGCCGGUAACUCUCUACGGAACAAUUGUGAGCCCACCGACCCGGGCCACAUUGAUGCUGAUAGAAAUACUCGGCAUUACCGUUGAUUUUAAAGAAAUAAACUUACCCACAAGAGAACACUACAAACCUGAGUAUUUGGCAAAGAACCCGCUCCACACAGUUCCAAUCAUCGAAGACGAUGGCUUUACGGUCGUAGACAGUCACGCCAUCAUGACUUAUUUGGUUACAAAAUACGGCGGCGCCAAUCAUUGUAAUAUGUAUCCCCAAGAAUUGAAGUUGCGAACGCUGGUUGACCAGAAACUAUACUUUGACGCGUCUGUCCUCUUUCCUAGAGUUCGCAAUGUGAUCUACGACAUCGCCCUUGGAGGUAGCAGUUUAGGAUCUCCGCACCCGACGCAAUUUCAGUUGAAACAAAUAGAAGAGGCUUAUGCAUUUGCUGAUGCUUUUCUUCAGAAGACAAAUUACAUAGCAGGAGACGAGUUGACUGUUGCAGAUCUGUCUUGUGUGACGACGAUAUGCUCGCUGGAUACUAUAGUACCGGUCGAUUAUGAGAAGUACGACAAGUUAUAUGCGUGGUGGGAUGGUUUGAAGAAAGAAUCUUGGUAUCAGAACAAGAACGUUCCAGGAGCGACACUGUUUAGCGAUUUUAUGAACAGUUUAUUGAGACGACGCUAGCAAUUUUUUGAAGGUUUUUAUCAAGUCCAAUUAAAUAACUUAUAACUAUUAUCUUUUAUUUGCUUUUCUCUUUCAUUUCUUGAUUAUUGCAUUAUGUUAGUUAUUGUUACGCACUAUGGUUUAUGUUGAGUGUGCAAGUGACUUCUGUCAUAGUAGAAAAGUUCUCAACCACUCUACCAAAUCGGUACAUACAUACAGGCUGUCUCAAAAUUUACCACGUCGCACUGACACUAGAGGUAGCUAGGCUUAAGACGCAUCGAACAAGCUAAAUUUCCCAUAGAAAAGUUUGAUUAGUUUUGAAAUGUAACUGAUUAUUAUUCGAUAGAUUUAUUCGAUUCGUCUUAGGCUCGUCUACCUCGAGUGUGGAGUAAUUUUGGGACAGCCUGUAUAAGAUUUAAAUUAAAAUCCAUUCCUAAAAUGUUCCAAGUAAUAAAUGAGUGUGUUGAAGUGUAGGGGUACUUGAAAAGAUCAAUUCAUAGACCUCCAGGAAAUAUCUAUCACAAUAAAACCACCGAUCUCAGCUAAUAUUCUGACAUUUAUUUACAUGGUUAAAAUAUGUAACGGUAUUUAUCACUCGAACACGACGUCACGACACCCAUUGCGCCCGACUAUGUUAAUAUACAAAACGCUACCCUAUCAGAAUCCUCACCCUAAAUACCUUUACAAAAUUUACAUAUACAUAAUAUACUCUCAUAAGACAAAACUUACAAUAAAAACCUAUACUAACACCGUUGGAUAUAAAAAAUUAUGGAAUCUUUUAAAAAUUAUAUCUUUAUUAUUAAUUUAAAAUGGUAUUUCAACAUUAAAACGUAAUGCGUCUAUUUGUAUGUUAAAAAAUAUAAACAUUGUUAUAAUAUGUAUUCUUAAAAAUAGAUUUUAUUCAAUUUGAACGUACCUACUUAAACUAGGCGAUUUUUGGGGCAAAUGAGUUACUUUCAUCACCAAGCGUCAGUGAUAACAACUUGUUUACAUUUUAUAUUAAAUUACGUAAGAAAAUAUUUCAAUGACGACAAGUAACAGAAUUUGGGUUACUUUGGGAUGUAUGGUAACACUGCCUGGUCACAUCAUAGACAAUAAAUUGGGUUACGAUUCUAAAAAUCAUAGAUAAAGUAAUAUACACAAUAGGACAAUCCUAUUUUUGUGAUGUAGGUGUAGAAAAUUGUGAAGUAAAGGCAAAUUCAUUAAAAUACUUGUAUCCCAGAGUAACAUUGAAACAUUACUUACAAAACAAUUAAAAAUGAACAAUGUCCCGUUGAUACACGGUUUAUUUUUGUUUGAAAUUAGACACCACGUCACAUUAAAGCUCUUAUAUUAUCCCAUUUGGUGCAUAUUUGAGAACAUUCUCUAACGCCCGUAUUCACAAACAUUACUAUGAGGUCUCACAGUGCGCGUGGACGCACAGGGUGACACACGAACCAAUCACAGAGCUCUAUUAAACGCUGUGCGUUCGAUUUGCUGCUUCAUUUAAGCAAGUAUCGUUUGUGAAUACGUGCGUAAUAUUAUCAUGGUAUGGCGACGACUAAUAUUGGGUUACGUAAAAACGAUUCCUAAUAUAAUCCAAA
This is a messenger RNA of Ostrinia furnacalis (Asian corn borer), 2442 nucleotides long. It is a transcript of the gene GSTe2, whose product is annotated as glutathione S-transferase epsilon 2. Gene Ontology annotation, molecular function: glutathione transferase activity. Lineage: Eukaryota; Metazoa; Arthropoda; Insecta; Lepidoptera; Crambidae. The coding region runs from base 206 to 880 and encodes 224 amino acids. Gene Ontology annotation, biological process: glutathione metabolic process. The record is from RefSeq and is a predicted model, not a curated record. The transcript has a single exon.